This is a messenger RNA of Rotaria sp. Silwood2, 525 nucleotides long. NCBI's taxonomy places the organism in Eukaryota, Metazoa, Rotifera, Eurotatoria, Philodinida, Philodinidae. The record is from the annotation of a GenBank genome assembly.
AUGAACUUGACAAUAUCAAAAACUAUCCAAGAAAAUGAUCAAUUAAUAAAAGCUAAUCAAAGAAUUCGAGAAUUAGAAGACAUGGUUGAAACAUUAAAAUCUAUGACAUUUCGAUUAUUAAAUGAUCAAUCUACCAAUGUAACGACAAUAUCAAAAGCAAAAACUAAAGAUGAUAUUCAAGACGACGAUUAUUUUGCUACAUAUAAUUAUUAUGAUAUUCAUAAAGAAAUGCUUCACGAUAAAAUUCGUAUUGAAAGUUAUUUAAAAUCAAUAAAAGAAAACGUCGAUGUAUUUCAUAAUAAAAUUGUAUUAGAUGUUGGAUGUGGAACAGAUAUACUUUCUAUGGCAUGUAUUAAAUAUAGACAAGCAAAAAUGGUUAUUGCUGUUGAUAUGUCGGAAAUGAUUUAUGAUGCUAUGACUAUUGCUAAAGAAAAUAAUAUUGAUGAAUCGAAAAUUAUUUUUAUUCAUGAAAGAAUUGAAGAUGUGAAUUUACCUGUUGAAAAAAUAAAUAAUGAAUUUUAUUGA